Messenger RNA from Danio rerio (zebrafish), 2382 nucleotides. The record is from RefSeq and is a predicted model, not a curated record. Lineage: Eukaryota; Metazoa; Chordata; Actinopteri; Cypriniformes; Danionidae.
CGGGAUGCAGUGAAGACUUUAGACGUUCCUCUUUUUCAGUUCAUAUUCAGAUGAACCGUGGAUCUGAGUGACUGCAGGAGGCAAAAAUGGCAACAAGAGAUGAAGAUUAUGAAGACAAUUACGAAGAUGAUGGUGAUGUAGAUGAUGAGGUGGAGGAAGAUAAGGAUGGGGAAGAUGAUGAUGGUGAUGUAAAUGAUGAGGUGGAGGAAGAUAAGGAUGAGGAAGAUGAUGGUGGUGAUGUGAUUAAUGAGGUGGAGGAAGAUAAGGAUGAGGAAGAUGAUGGUGGUGAUGUGAUUAAUGAGGUGGAGGAAGAUAAGGAUGAGGAAGAUGAUGGUGGUGAUGUAAUUAAUGAGAUGGAGGAAGAUGAAGAUGAGGAAGAUGGUGGUGGUGAUGUAAUUAAUGAGGUGGAGGAAGAUGAAGAUGAGGAAGAUGGUGGUGGUGAUGUAAUUAAUGAGGUGGAGGAAGAUGAAGAUGAGGAAGAUGGUGGUGGUGAUGUAAUUAAUGAGGUGGAGGAAGAUGAUGGUGGGGAUGUAAUUAAUGAGGUGGAGGAAGAUGAUGAUGAGGAAGAUGGUGGUGGUGAUGUAAUUAAUGAGGUGGAGGAAGAUAAGGAUGAGGAAGAUGAUGGUGGUGAUGUAAUUAAUGAGGUAGAGGAAGAUAAGGAUGAGGAAGAUGAUGGUGGUGAUGUAAUUAAUGAGAUGGAGGAAGAUGAAGAUGAGGAAGAUGGUGGUGGUGAUGUAAUUAAUGAGGUGGAGGAAGAUGAAGAUGAGGAAGAUGGUGGUGGUGAUGUAAUUAAUGAGGUGGAGGAAGAUGAUGGUGGGGAUGUAAUUAAUGAGGUGGAGGAAGAUGAUGAUGAGGAAGAUGGUGGUGGUGAUGUAAUUAAUGAGGUGGAGGAAGAUAAGGAUGAGGAAGAUGAUGGUGGUGAUGUAAUUAAUGAGGUAGAGGAAGAUAAGGAUGAAGAUGAUGGUGGUGAUGUAAUUAAUGAGGUAGAGGAAGAUAAGGAUGAAGAUGAUGGUGGUGAUGUAAUUAAUGAGGUAGAGGAAGAUAAGGAUGAAGAUGAUGGUGGUGAUGUAAUUAAUGAGGUGGAGGGAGAUAAGGAUGAGGAAGAUGAUGGUGGUGAUGUACUUAAUGAGGUGGAGGAAGAUAAAGAUGAGGAUGUGGAAGAAGAUGAUGAGGAAGGUAAAGAUAAUGAGAAGGUAGAAGAAGAUGAGGAAGAUAAUGAGGAGGAGGAAGAGGAAGAAGAUAAAGUGGAGGUAGAAGAAGAUGUGGAAGAAGAAGAUGAUGGAGAGGUAGAAGAAGAUGAGGAAGAUGAGGAGGAGGAGGAGGAGGAUGAAGAAGAUGAAGAUGAUGACGACGACGAUGAUGAUGAUGAUGAUGAUGAUGAAGAUGAUGAUGAUGAAGAAGAUGAAGAUGGUGACAAGAUCUCCGAUAUCAUCGCAAUGGGCUUAAUGGAUCUCGCUGUCUCCAAACUGCCAGAUGAGCUGGUUAAUAAGAAAAUGCGCAAGAAGAUCCGGAAAAAGAUGAAGUCGGGAGUCGAAAAAGCUGUUCUUAUCGCUGAUACAGUGGCUAUGAUGUAUAAAAUCCAGAAGAAAACCAAAAAAAAAAAUCAAGAAGACAAAAAAAAAAAUCCAGAAGAAGCUAACAAAGUUAAAAGACACUACAGCUGGAACAAAGGCCACGACUCCUACAACCGAGACGAAACAAACGAUGAUGAAAGACACUACAGCUGGAACAAAGGCCACGACUCCUACAACCGAGACGAAACAAACGAUGAUGAAAGACACUACAGCUGGAACAAAGGCCACGACUCCUACAACCGAGACGAAACAAACGAUGAUGAAAGACACUACAGCUGGAACAAAGGCCACGACUCCUACAACCGAGACGAAACAAACGAUGAUGAAAGACACUACAGCUGGUACAAAUGUCAAGACGCCUAUAACCGAGAAGAAACAAGUCAUGGAAAAAGCCGCUGGAGCUGGUACAAAUGUCAAGACGCCUAUAACCGAGAAGAAACAAGCGAUGGAAAAAGCUGCUGGAGCUGGUACAAAUGUCAAGACGCCUAUAACCGACAAGAAACAAGCGAUGGAAAAAGCUGCUGGAGCUGGUAAAACUGCCAAGACGCCAAUAACCGAGAAGAAACAAGCGAUGGAAAAAGCCGCUGGAGGUGGUACAAAUGUCAAGACGCCUAUAACCGAGAAGAAACAAGCUAUGGAAAAAGCUGCUGGAGCUGGUAAAACUGGCAAGACGCCAAUAACCGAGAAGAAACAAGCGAUGGAAAAAGCCGCUGGAGCUGGUACAAAUGUCAAGACGCCUAUAACCGAGAAGAAACAAGCGAUAAUAAAAGACACUAAAGCUGGUACAAAUGUCAAGACGCCUAUAACC